This is a messenger RNA of Ilex paraguariensis (yerba mate), 336 nucleotides long. NCBI's taxonomy places the organism in Eukaryota, Viridiplantae, Streptophyta, Magnoliopsida, Aquifoliales, Aquifoliaceae. The record is from the annotation of a GenBank genome assembly.
AUGGAUUGGUGGCGUAGAGUGAGAAGGGUUUGGGCUGCUGUCACUUCCUGUGUCAAGCCUCGUGAAACUACGGGUAAGUAUGACAAUAGUAGUAUUAAUGGCAGCGGUGGUCACAUUGCGGAAGGUCUAUUAAAACUUCGUGACGACGUACAAACGUGUGAAUACCAAGAUGUGCAUGUGAUGUGGAACAUAUUAAGUCGAUCGGAUCCUCAACAGAUGAUAGCAUCAUCAGCUGGGACUCAGUCUUCCCAACGUACCAAAUCCAGGCAGUACCUUUGGAGGAAUGUCAUUUGGUCCAAUCACAAAAGGGCCUCUCCAUUCCCUCCCUUCAACUGA